Molecule: messenger RNA, 1833 nt
Organism: Durusdinium trenchii
Lineage: Eukaryota; Dinophyceae; Suessiales; Symbiodiniaceae
Source: the annotation of a GenBank genome assembly
AUGAGUUUUACUUUCGAUGGAGCUGAUUGUUCAUGGCCCUCGCCUGAAGAACUUGCAAAGGUGCAAGAAAUUCGGGAGAAAUGUGCGGCCGAGCUUGCAGCACUGUCCGAGUCGCCCCGUGAUGUUGUCGGUGAUAUCCGAGUUGCUCGCUUCUUGCGUUUCUAUGGGGGCAAGGUUCCUGAGGCAUCAAAGGGCUUUUCGGAUUUUUUGAAGUGGCGAGUGAAGGAGAACAUUGAUGUGUUGCGGAAGGGCAUCAUCGACUUGAACAGGGAGCAGUUUCAUGAGUGGGUGGACUCGGUGCGUUCGCCCUUUGCUCCAGUCUUGGUCCCCUUCUUCGGAGAGACGCAGGACACAGAGAUGCUUGCGUUGAUCGAUGCCACCCACUUGGGCCGGGAGACCUUGCCCAUCUUCGUGCCAGAGGUCCGAAAGUUUGCGCAGGACAAUAUGAAGCAAAUCAUGGAGCACUACUGUGACCAGGACAUCCUGAUUCUCUUGGUCAACGCACCCUUCAUUGUACGAUUGGUGCUGGCCUUUGCCACCACCUUCAUGGCCCGCCGGCAAUCAAACCGCAUCAGAGUCUUCUCCAGCGCUACUGGAACUGAAAUCCAAAAGAUCCUACGAGCAAUUGGGCCUCCGACCAUGUUUCCUGAAAGCCUCGCAGGGUCAACCUUGGGCUUUCAGCUUUUGGCUUGGCAGCUGGGAGAGCUUCGGGCGAUGGCCUUCCUCAAAGCGCAGAGGAUUGCUCCUGGCCAUCGCCUGAAGAGCUGUCAAAGGUGCAAGAAAUUCGGGAAAGAUGUGCAGCAGCUCAGCGAUAUCUUCAGCCCGUUUGAGUCGAGGGCGGAGCUCGCUGCACUGCCACAGUCGCCUCGAGACGUGGUGGGUGACAUCCGCAUCGCUCGCUUUUUGCGGUACUGUGGAGGGAAGGUUCCUGAGGCGGCCACGGGUUUCGCCGAGUUUCUGAAAUGGCGAGUGCAGGAGAAGGUCGAUGUGUUGCGACAGGGCAUUAUAGACUUGAAACCGGACGAGUUUAUCGCGUGGGUGGACUCGGUCCGUUCGCCCUUCGCACCGGUCUUUGUACCCUUCUUGGGACAAAGCAAGGAAGGCCACAUUGUUAUUUUUGCAGCGCCUGGGUACUUCAAGGCAACGCAGUUCGUGAACAAGCGGCCUGCUUGUCACACGAUGGAGAAUGACCUUAUGCUGGCCCGUGCAGGGGUGGAAUACAUGAUGAAACUUGUGGAUGACAAUUCCUACGAGAGGCAUCAGAUGCUGUAUUCGAUCAAAGUGAUUGAUGCCGCCCACUUGGGUCGGGAAACUUUGCCCAUUUUCGUUCCGGAGAUCCGGAAGUUUGCACAGGAGAAUGAAAAGCAGAUGAUGGACAUGUACUGCGAUCAGGAUAUUUUGAUUCUGGUGCUGAAUGCUUCACUCAUUGUCCGCGCCGUGCUGGCCUUUGCCACCACCUUCAUGGCCAAGCAGCAGUCAAACCGCAUCAAGGUCUUUGCGAGCGCUACUGGCAAGGAAGCCCAAAAGACGCUCCGGGCUGUCGGGCCUCUGAGCAUGUUUCCCGAAAGUCUCGGAGGCACACGGAAGGCCGAGGACAUCCCGUUCUAUUUCCCACUGGCCCAGGAUGAUGAGAAAAGGAUCGAAGAGUGGAUGUCUCGGACAACUUCUGGCAUCACACGGCAUGGAGCUACCAGCCCCCCUGGCACCAGCCCAGCCUCUGAUGGCGAGCUGACCUGGCAGAUGCAGGGCAAGCGGACAGAGGCCGAAGGCGAGAAAGAGAUUCAGCUUGAUGAGCCAGCGCCCAGCGGAGGAUUGUUGUGCUGCAGCCACUGA